Messenger RNA from Cylas formicarius (sweet potato weevil), 3397 nucleotides. It is a transcript of the gene drongo, whose product is annotated as arf-GAP domain and FG repeat-containing protein 1. The transcript has 8 exons. Lineage: Eukaryota; Metazoa; Arthropoda; Insecta; Coleoptera; Brentidae. Gene Ontology annotation, molecular function: GTPase activator activity. The record is from RefSeq and is a predicted model, not a curated record. Bases 111 to 1577 code for a protein of 488 amino acids.
AAUUCUACAGCAAAACAGUCCGCGCUCCGUCACGACAGAGAAAUAUCGUGAGUUGUACUGGGUUUGCGGGUAUUUUUCGCAUAGACUGUCCGACUUCUAGUGAAGUGAGAAUGGCGUCCCGCAAAAAACAGGACGAAAAUAAUCUAAAGACAUUGCGGGAGCUGGUAGCUUUGCCACAGAACAAAUUUUGCUUCGACUGCGGCCAGCGAGGCCCUACCUACGUAAAUGUAACCAUAGGGUCGUUCGUCUGUACUAAAUGUUCAGGAAUGCUGCGAGGCAUUACGCCACCACAUAGGGUAAAGUCAAUCUCCAUGGCGACGUUUACCCCCGAGGAAAUAGACACUAUUCGGGGCCGGGGAAAUGAGUACUGCCGGAGGGUGUGGCUGGGUUUGUACGAAGGGAGCGCGCCCACCCAUAUGGGCGACGAACAACACAUUAGAGAUUUUAUGGUAGAAAAAUAUGAAAGAAAACGGUAUUACUUAGAAAAGGCAAUGACGGAAGUAUCGAACACGAGGUCGUCAUCGUCGUCGACGAAAUCCUCAAACCUCACGUCCGCAUCGACCAAAGUGCACCUAAACGGAUUUUCCAGGAGCGUUAACAAUAAUUUGAAAUCCUCGGAUCGCGAAAACGCGGCGAACGGUAAAAACUCGUACGAUUUCAUAGUACCGCCCGUAAACAGUACAAAUAGGAGCAGGCCGGAAGUAAAAAGCGUCAAUAACAACAAUAGCAAUGGAACGAGUAGCAAUUUCGCUGUCGAUUUCGACAAGGCGGACAUUUUUAGUAAUACGCCGAGCAAUGGUGCAGUGCCCAGUAGCCAGCAAAAUGGUUUUGCAAAUUUCGAUGACAAUCCCGUGUUUAGCAGUCCGACCGCGAAAGUGGACGACUUCAGCAUAUUCGAUCUCAAGUUCACUAGCCACGGUCCGGUGUGGAACGAAGUGCCUCUAUUUCCAAAAUGUAACACAAACCGCUGGAGUAUGCCAGCUCCGUCCACCUUAAACGCUUGGACAGUGCAACAGCCACAACAUUCCGCCCCCCAUCAGAUAAACGGAAGCCUUGGUGCUGUUCCGGUCCCCUGCUCCGCCCAUUUGCCCGUCGAAGACAAGUACGCCGCCCUGAAGGACCUCGACAACGAAAUGAAAUCGCAGCACCAGCAUCAGAUGCUACAGCAGAACGUGGCGCCCUCUUUAACGGGUUCGACGGGUUCGUUAUACAGUUCGCCCACGCCCACCACUGGUUCCGUGUAUGGUUCCCCGUCUUCUCAGGGAUCCAUUUUCGGUAGUCCUAGUCAAGGUCAGUUCUCAAGUGCCUUCCCGCCAUUGCAUGAAAACGGUACCAACCAUCAAAUGUCGAACCCGUUCGGGGGUAACGGUUCUGCGGGAGUGAAUUGGGGUUCGAACUCGGGCGGGUUUCUCACGCAGCAACCACUAGUCAAUCCGUUCAGGGAUCAACCAAAAUCCAACGGGUUUCAGAACGGAUUGCAACCGGUGUUUCCACCCAAUGCAUUGAGCAACGGCUGGAACGCCAACCCAUUUAAGGUUGGCACCGCAAACGGCAAUUCGAACAAUCCGUUCUUAUGAGUGGGGACGCCUAUCAACGGGGCCCUUAUAUUAUACUUUGUGCUUCGCAAAUGACGAUGAAAAAGUUCGAGGAGGACGCAUUUCUGCUCUCUCUUUCUCUCCUCUCCUUUCUCUCUCUCUCUCUACACUGUAGAUAACGAAGUUUUUCAAUUUUCUCUUGUGUUACGCGCACUCAUAUUGUAAUUUAUUUUCGUUAAUGGUGUAUAUUUAUUUCGUUUUCGUCUCUUAUGGUAGUCGCGUUUUUGAUAAGGUAGUCCUGUUUUCAUGCCAAAUAUGCGGUACCGCCUUGGUGAGUUGUUUGGGAAGGUUUUUUAUAUUGUGCUCAGUGCCUUACAGGAUUCUACGCUAUAUUUUGAAUAUCAAAAGACUGAAGCGAUUCAAUUUGCUUUUUGACGAUUAUAUAGUCACCAUCGCAGGAUGUUGUUAAAAACUCGGACGAUGCUUUUUAAGGGUCCACAGCAAAUGUCGUUUUUCGCGUUUUACUGGAGAAAGAAACCUCAUUAUUAUGGAAUUACGAACAGUAGGUUAUAAUAAACAUAACAAAAAACGGAAUUGAUCUUCAAAUAACCUCAAAGGUUAUGGCUACUAGCAAAGUCACAGCUCCAAAUGGCAAAAAUAACAAAAUGUAAAUUUUAUGGGAUACAUCAAUUUUCGAAAUUUAAAAUGGUCAGCGCCAAAACUCGCUUUUAUUAACAAUUUGUGCAGUGUUGUCAUAUUUACGGAACAAUCAAACCGUGUUAUCUUCCGAACUUAAAAAAUAAUGAUCUUCAGGAUCAGUCAAAUAAAAUUUAACAUUCUUUUUCUUACCCUUGUGAAAUAUUUGAAAACUGGCAACGUUUAGCGGAGUUCUGCGAUUGCUCAACUUGCCAAACGUCAUCCCCAGGUCUUUCAAACAAGGUGGGAGGGGAGCAAGUGAUAUUGUUGUGCAACUUUUUUUCAUCCUAAAUUCGUUUAAUAAAUUAUAAAUCAAAAACAACAUCAGAAGAGAACUUAGAGUGGCCCUUCAUGUUUCAAUGUUGUAUUGGAAGGGGUUUGUUUAUAUUUUCGUGUAAAGGAACUCUUCCAUAUAUCACCUCUUAUUUUUACGGGGACACUAACGAAAGUUUGCUAGCAUUUGAGCAUUUAACAACCAAUCAAAUUGUUAUUUUAUUUUUGAAGUAACGAAAACAUUUGUAAUUUAAAAUUUAAGCGAGUAUAUUAUGUUAAUGUAAACGAUCAAGUCGAUUUUAUAAUGAUUGAAAAAGAACCCUAGGCAUAACAGUUUUUAUUACCAAAGUAAUUAUUGCGGGCGGUUUUGUAAAUUUUGUGCACUCUUUGAGACAUUUAUUAAAGACUUGAGCAUUGCAGUAACUCGCAAGUUGUCCUGGAAUGAACAAAAACUGUGAUUAUAUAACUCGUUAUUCUAAUCGUUUAUGGCGCAUUUACAUUCUGGGCCCAAUGCUCUCGCCUUUACUCCAUGAACGUUUUUCGGAUACGCUUAAAUUGUUCGGUCUAUAAGGUCUGACCGUCAACGCAAGGUCCACACACAAUCAAGAAGUUGCGAUCAACAUAGUUACUGGCUACACACCGAGGUUAGGUUGACACAUUGGCCUCUGAUUUUCCCGCCGAAAAUGUAACCAGCCGCCAUUUCAACGUUCUGGCUUUUUGUUUCGCCUUUCUACUUGAUUUUUUUUUUAUGUGAGGCAAUUGGUAGGCUAUCAAGGUUACUAGUUUUAGACAUUAUUUCUCAUGUUUGUGUUAAUGGUUGUAAAUAGUAAUGUUGCGAUCAAAUUAUAGGUCAUAUUUUGUGUAUUCAUAUUACAAUAUAUAUUUUAUUUAUU